Messenger RNA from Salmo salar (Atlantic salmon), 7840 nucleotides. RefSeq names its product checkpoint suppressor 1 (gene ches1). Gene Ontology annotation, biological process: regulation of DNA-templated transcription. Lineage: Eukaryota; Metazoa; Chordata; Actinopteri; Salmoniformes; Salmonidae. The record is from RefSeq and is a predicted model, not a curated record. Gene Ontology annotation, cellular component: nucleus. Gene Ontology annotation, molecular function: cis-regulatory region sequence-specific DNA binding; DNA-binding transcription factor activity.
AGAGAGAGAGACUACAGGAACGCAGUCAGUUGCCUGUGCUGCUCAGUACCAGAAACAGGGAGCUGGGGAGGAAAUGGAGGGGCUCAGGAUCAUCGGCGGGAACUGACAUUAUAGACCAGGAGAGGAGAGGAGAGGAGAGGAGAGGGAGAACUAUCGGAGAGGAGAGGAGGAAAGGAAGGGGCUCGUCUGCACAACAGAAGAUUUCUAAGGAGAGAGCCCAGGGUUGAAUGGGACCCACCAUGCCGCCCAGUAAGAAGGCCAGGAGCCCCAACAGCGGAUUAGUAGCCACCCGGGGUCUGAGUCCUUUCUACAGGGAGGCGGAGGCAACAGACCUGUCCCUGUCCCUGUCGGCCUCCUUCUCCAAGGCCGAGGACGAGGAGCUCACAAGCCUCUCCUGGCUCCACGAGAGCACCAACCUUCUCAACAGCUUCUCCCACUCGGGGCUCCGCUCCGUCUCCCCCCUGCAGGACCCUGAUGGUCACCCCCUACCCCCCCUCUCCCCUUCCUCCUCCUCCCCCUCCCCUGAUCCAUGUGACUCCUCUUCCUACGACCUGGCCACGGGAGCCAAUAGGAAGCCCCCGUAUUCCUUCAGCUGCCUAAUCUUCAUGGCGAUAGAGGAUGCGCCAUCCAAGAGGCUGCCAGUGAAAGAUAUCUAUGGUUGGAUCCUGGAGCAUUUCCCGUAUUUUGCUAGUGCCCCAACUGGCUGGAAGAACUCGGUGCGCCAUAAUCUGUCGCUCAAUAAGUGUUUCAAGAAGGUGGACAAGGACAGGAGUCAGAGUAUAGGUAAAGGCUCGUUGUGGUCCAUAGAUCCAGAGUACAGACACAACCUGAUCCAGGCCUUGAAGAAGACCCCGUACCACCCCUACUCCCCGGGACUGGUUACCCCCUUCACCUCUCCUCCCACCUCUCCUCAGCCAUAUCACAGUCCUCUACUUUGGCCAAGGAGUCCCUUCUUCAGGAAGAAUGGAGUUCUCUUACAAGUUUCUGAAGGCGUGAUCCAAAAUGGGGCCUGCGUCAGGAGCCAUUGUCUGUUUCCUGUCAUCCGAUCCCUACCCAUUAGCCCUGUGGGCAGAAGGACCACUGCGAUAAGGUCAGCUCUGGGGGACUACCUGACCCCCUGUGACUACCCCUCCCACCCUCCCAGCGACGACCUCCAGGAGGACCACAACUACAGCAAUGCCAAAUCCCCCAGCAUUCCCUGCUCUUCCCAGGGGCCCUCCGUGUCUGACGAAGACGAUGACAUCAUUGCAGUGGAGGUGGGAGUCCACCGAGGGGUCAAAUCCGAACCAAAAGAAGUCCCACUGGACUCUGCCUCCGUCUCCUUCCUAUCCCAGCAUGCCCGGCGACGGGGACUGCCCUGGACCAAAAACCGCCUGCGGGCCCUGGGUGAUACGCUGCCGCUGAAGAAGCGCCGUUCGGCAGCAUUGGCGGAGAAGCCGCCGUUGGAGAGCGAUGAUGAGGAGAUGAAGGAGGCGGCUGGGUCGUUGCUCCACCUGGCGGGUGUCAGGGCGUGCCUCAACAACAUCACAAACCGAGCCAAGGCUGCUCAGAAAGAGAAGGAGCAGAAAGAGGCCCUCAGAAACUAACUAAUGCCAGGCCAUAGAGAGGCCUACACAUCAGGCCUGUAUACCUGGCCUAUACACCUGGCCAGCACACCUGGCCCGCACACCUGGCCUACCCACCUGGCCAGAACACCUGGCCAACACACCUGGCCAGUACACCUGGCCUACACACAUAUCGCCAUGGGCUAGAAAGUAAUCGCUGAGACACGCCACAAAGACCAAUGGCUAAAAGCAGCGGGUUGGCGUGGUGUGUUGCAAGGUGUGUUAGCAAUCACCUGCGGGGUGUUGACAAAUGGUGGAGAUUCAACAUGUAGAAACAUCGUGAAAUGAACAGAAAAGGACGGCAGAUAUUCUGGUCAGAGGAGACGGACACCAGCUGCUUCUAACCAUUGGUGGUGUGUUGUGUCUCUGACGCCUGAUUCCCACUAUAAACCCAAACUAAAGCCUAUACUGUGCUGGCUCUGAACAUUUAUUUUCAGAUUGUCCUUCCCAGCAUGGUUCCAGCAGCAACUAUGGUAGAUGAGGGUAACCAGGCCAGGAAGCCCCAGUACAUCUCGGCUUGGCUCAGCUCAACUUUGGCUUCAAUAGUGUGAAAAGGGUAUAUGGCCAGGCCUGAGCACAGAGGCCUUCAGUAGGACUACACGCCAGGUCUACACAGUGACCUAUCAACCACCAACGGGCCAGGAGAUAGAACUCUAUUCAAGCAUUAGUCUCAAUAGACAUUACUUCAUCUAUCUCUCUCUAUCUCUCUCUAGCUCUCUUUCUCUCCUCCAGGGGCAUUAGGAGAAUCCUACUUAUUUGUGGCAAUAUCAAAAAUCUCUGUUUUCCUAUGCGUUUCCUAUACGUUUCCUAUAUGUUUCACUCUAACUCUGAUGGGUAAUUGAUUCUCAUGUGUCUCUGUUGAUAUUUUUAUGUUGUGUAAAGGGGAUGUAAGCCAUAGAAAAAUAUGUUUUGUCACUAAUUAUGGAAAAACAUAGUAGAAAAUGUAAUGGUUGAGGAGAAUAGCUGAGCGUUUUGUGUAAUCUGUAAGUGUUUCGUCUGUGAAUCUGUAGCAAUUGUCCAGUAAUGAAAGCAAGGAAGUUGAGCCAAUAAUACUUCCAGUUUUAAAACUGUUCAAACUUGCUGCUCACACAUCCUACGCCCAUGAGCACAAAAUGUAAGACUGUGCCAAAGACAAGCGACCAGGUUGCCUGAUGUAGCCAAUCUGCUUACAAAGACAAAUAUAAAGGCAUUGCAACAUCAUAUAUGGUCGUGUAUGGCUCAGUUGGUAGAGCAUGGCUGUUGCACCACCAGGGUUGUGGAUUCAAUUCCCGUGGCCACUCGCAUAAAUUGUAUUCACGCACGACUGUAAGUCGCUUUGGAUAAAAGCAUCUGCUCAAUGGCAAUUAUUAUAAUAUUUUUACAUCAGAAGAUCUUCAGAGAAGAGACAGGAGAAUACCGUAAAUGUCUAAACAAUUGUGAAAAUCAUGCAUGCACUUAAUUGACAUUCAUUACAGCAAUUUCUAUUACCAAUAGUAAAGACAUCAUGGAGAACGGGGCACGAUUCCUUUAAGAGCACUUUUUAAUAUUUAAGGAUAAUUAGAACUUUACUGUUACAAUGUUUUUGUUGUCAUGGUGAUGACUUAGUGCCGGGUCAGAGGCAAUAUAUCUCCUCCAUCUUGUGCUUGUUGCUCAUCUGCAUCUGAAAUGGCACCCUAUUCUCUUUAUAGUGCACUAAUUUGUCCAGAGCUUCAUGGGCUCUGGCCAAAAGUAGUGCACUAUAUAGGGAAUAGGGUGCCAUUUCAGACACAGUUUCACUUAGACUAUGUCCCUCAAACUCUUCCAGUAUUUGUCUUCCAUUAAAAAGUGAAUGUCAGUUUAAAUAUACCCCAUGUUACGACACCUGCCUAUCAUUUAACAGACUCACAAAACUAUUUACAUAAAUUGUGGAUUCGUUGUCGUUUUAUUUCUGUUUGGAAUGUUUCCCAUUCUUCCUCUACCUACUCUCAUAAAAGUACAAGCAAUUUGUCCAGUCUGGACAACUGUAAAAAGGUUCGAAAAUAUUUUAUUUUUCCUUUCUUAAUUGAAGCAAUUUGACCUGCAGGACUUUCUCAGUUAUAUUGCAUGGGUGCUUGUAAAUAAGAUACAAAAGUCAAUCUUUUUUUAUUCAAAGAUCAUGUAAUAUAAACAAUGUAUUUAGCAUGAAGCAUGACUUAUUUUCAUAUAAACUUAGAUCCUACAAGAGAAAACAAAGUUUUUGCAGACAAUUCUUAUACCCUCGAUUUUGUUUAAUUUAAUUUAGAUAUUUUUUUUUGUAAAUUGAUAUUGUAUUUCUUCAGAUGAGCAGGUUUAUAAAGACAAAUCUUCUUCAGGGAGAAAUGUUAUGGGGAAAUCACUCUGCAAUUAUGAGGCCCUUCUACUCUGGGCUUUAGGUAUAACAGACCUGGGUUUAAAUACUAUUUGAAAGCUUUCAAAUACUUUGAAUGACGUUGAGUGCCAGAUGGGCAGGGUUUGUACUUUUGGGACUUUUCUAUUAGUUCCAUUGAGGCAAGCUCUAUCAAGCACAGCCCAAGUAUUUUAAAUUAUGUCAAAUACUGUAGCGUUUAAACCCAUGUCUGUUAGGUAUAAGAUUGAAAAGCCUCUAGUAUGGUUUUCAGUCUUCUUCCUCUUAAAAGAUAAAUAUGUCAAUGUUCUAGUGUUUUUCAGAAGUUAUCAAUAGUGUGUGUGUGUGAGUGUUUGUGUGUGUCCAACAACCAUACACCCUUUAACAUUGUGCCUGUUCUCAAGGCUUUGUGUUCCAAUGUCUUUGAUUGACAUGAUUUCAUAUUGAGCAGCACAUAUUUCUUUAUUUAUCACAAUAUUUUGUCAUUUUGUGACUAUGUUCCUAUUGGGUCCUAGUUCUCCUGGCAGAAACCUCAGUGUAAACUGACGGAGUAUAAGGAACUGUUUGACAUGGAGUUUAGAAUUCCUCAGAAUGUUCAGAACAAGUUCCACUGUUCUAAUUGGCUCCCUAGCCUACACCAGAUUAGCAUAGGCAAACCUUUUGUUCAAAGUUAUGUCAGAUACAAUAUAUUAAUGUAUGACUCAAUAGAGCCUGUUUUUAUGGAUGAUUUACUUUGGAAAAAUGACAGUACAAAGGAAAAGUAUUAUAUAAUGAGUGAUGUUUAAACCCUGCCAAUUGUUUAGGUUUUGAGUGAUUCAGUACAUUUAGCCCACUGCUGUAGAAGAUUAGUGUAAGCUAUAAUGAGAAUACAUUAAAGCCUUAGUCAGUUCAUGCUCUGGUAUGUUCAUAUAUACAUGCAUACAUUUAAAUGUUACAUUUUACCUUUAUUCGACUAGGCAAGUCAGUUAAGAACAAAUUCUUAUUUACAAUGACGGCCUACCGGGGAACAGUGGGUUAACUGCCUUGUUCAGGGGAAGAAUAACAGAUUUUUACCUUGUCAGCUUGGGGAUUUGAUCCAGCAACCUUUCGAUUACUGACCCAAAGCUCUAACCACUAAGCUACCUGCCGCCCAAUACUGUACAUACAUACAUACAUACAUACAUACAUACAUAAUGCAUACUGUACAUACUGUACAUACAUACAUACAUACAUACAUACAUACAUACAUACAUACAUACAUACAUACAUACAUACAUACAUACAUACAUACAUACAUACAUACAUACAUACAUUGGAGUGAGAUAAUGAAUAUGUUUCUGGUACAACCAGCAGAGGUAAUAGUGUUUGGACUGAGGUUAUGUGCAGAGUAGAGUCAGAGUAGAGUCAGAGAGGUCCAGAGUGUCAAAGUAGAGUCAGAAAGAGUCAGAGAGAGUCAGAGUAGAGCCAGAGUUGGUUACAGUAGUGGUUUAGAGCAGGGUUUCCCAAACUCGGUCCUGGGGUCCCCCUGGGUGCACGUUUUGUUUUUGCCGUAGCACUACCCAGCUGAUUCAAAUAAAUACAGCUUGAUGAUGAGUUGGUUAUUUGAAUCAGCUGUGUAGUGCUAGGGCAAAAAAGCAAAACGUGCACCCAGGGCCACAGGACCGAGUUUGGGAAACUCUGGUUUAAAGGAAAGGCAGAGAGUGACGACAGUAGUGGUUUAAAGGAAAGGCAGAGAGUGACUACAGUAGUGGUUUAAAGGAAAGGCAGAGAGUGACUACAGUAGUGGUUUAGAGGAAUGACAGAAAGUGACUGUGACAGCUAGACAGGGAGACAGACAAGCAAAUGUUCUGAGUUCCAUUGAGUUCCAUUGUCAUAGUAUUCUAUCAGCUGUGAUAGAGAACAAUGACAUUCUAUACAAUUCAAUGUGCUUCUAUCAAUGUUUACAUGAAGAAGAAAGAGCUACCUGGUCGUGUCUGAAAUGGUUCUAUAUUCCCAAUAUAUAGUGCACUUCUUUUGAUGAGAGCCCUGGUCAAAAGUAGUGCACUACAUAGGGAAUCAGGUGCCAUUUCAGACACACACUUACUGUCCCUGUAUACCUUGCUGCCAUCUCCAACCCCCCCCCGAGCACAGCCUCAAUCCGUCAGGGCAUUGGACUCUACAAGGUGUUGAAAGCGUUCUACAGGGAUGCUGGCCCAUGUUGACUCCAAUGCUUCCCACAGUUGUGUGGAGUUGGUUGAUGUCCUUUAGGGGAUGGACCAUUCUUGAUACACAUGGGAAACUGUUGAGCGUGAAAAACCAAGCAGCGUUACAAUUCUUGACACAAACCAGUUUGCCUGGCACCUACUACCAUACCCCGUUCAAAGGCCCUUAAAUAUUUUGUCUCAUCCAUUCACCCUCUGAACAGCACACAUACACAAUCCAUGCCUCAAUUGUCUCAAGGCUCAACAAUCCUUCUUUAACCUGUCUCCUACCCGUCAUCUACACUGAUUGAAGUGGAUUUAACAAGUGACGUCAAUAAGGGAUCAUAGCUUUCACCUGGAUUCACCUGGUCAGUCUAUAUCAUGGAGAGAGCAGGUGUUCUUAAUGUUUUGUACACACAGUGUAGUGGACUACUUUUGACCAGGGCCCAUAGGGCUCAGGUGCAAUUUGGGACGCAUCCAGUGACAUGCAGGGAAGGAAGAUGAACUCAUGGCCCUAUAAUGUUCGGCUUUACAAAUACAACGAUACCUGGAACUAGGACUGACUAACUGAAUGACAUGGAAAAUAUGAGAAGAAAAGGCUUCACUGCCUGAAAAGCCCUCGAAUUAAAAACAAAAGUUUUAACUAAAAACCUGCCAAACUUAAUCAUGCUCAAUAUAAGGUGUGCCUCCCAAAUGACAACCUAUUCCAUAUCUAGCUCACUAUGUUUGUCAAAAGUGCCGUUGGGGUGCCAUUUUGGACUCACACAAGGCCUGCCAUUUUCAUUUUCUCUGACAAUACGUUACAAUACUGCCAUGUUGGUAACUAUUUCAGAAGUGUCAGAAUGCCAUCAGAUAGAGAUGUCAAAUGUCAAAUUAUUUAUCUAUGAGAUGACAAUGUAAUACAGAGUAUCUACACCCGGCUGUUUGAUUGAUUUUCAAAUGAAUGUUUGAUUCUUUCCUUUUUGUGCAAUAAUAUUGCCAAAGACUGAUUUCAAACUAUUUCAUCCAUUCAUUCAUCCAUUCAUUCAUUCAUGUAAAUAUCAUAUUGUCCAAUAACUGUGGCAAAAAAAAGUAUCAAUGUUGUUUUUUUCCUUUCCAUUUUUCUAAAACCUACAAUAAUGUUUGUGAUGUAAUGUCUUCCAGUUGCAAUAAAUGAAAAAUACAAGUUGCAAAAGAUGACCUGAACUCGACUCUUGUGCGCGAAAGAAACCAUGUAUUAAGCAUGUAAUAAACAUGUAUUAAGCAUGUUAUAACCAUGUUAUUGAUCUCAACCCUAAUCAGCCCACACGUUACAGAAGUGCAUGAAAAAAAGUUGACUAUGACUGUGAUAUGUGUUUGUCCUACCUAGCUACCUUAAUAAGAUGAAUGCACAAACUGUAAGUCGCUCUGGAUGAAUGACUAAAAUGUCAACGGAAAUGCAAACGCUUGAAAGCUCAGUUGACUGAACUCACCUUUGAACUCUUCACAUACUAAGUAAAUUGAUCAAUAGGUUAUUCAGGCCAGUGCCUGUCAUUGGCUCACACAGAGUGUUUCCUGGUAGUCUUAAACAAAUCUACUGUGAAACAAAAGUAUACACCUCACACACAUGGUUAUGGACUUAAAGAAAGAAGACACCUGUACCACUUCAGAUAUAGAUUUAAAAUGCAUUCAACUUUGAGUUUGCAUAUUAAUAUUACACUUUCUAUACAUCACAGAAGUCUGAAAUAUAACAAAACCGUUUGACAUAGAAACACAGGAUUUUCGGCAGGUUUUAAAAA